Messenger RNA from Dibothriocephalus latus, 1071 nucleotides. The record is from the annotation of a GenBank genome assembly. NCBI's taxonomy places the organism in Eukaryota, Metazoa, Platyhelminthes, Cestoda, Diphyllobothriidea, Diphyllobothriidae.
CUUCGAGUUAUUGCGUUCGAUGCGAGCGAAUCGGCACUGGUUAUUCCGACGGGCUUGAGCACGUCUACAUCACCAACCUCAACUGCAACAAUAAAUAUCCAAAUUUUGGACGACAAUGACCACGCACCUCUCUUCCAGGAGAACAGCGAACUCUCGAUGGCUGAGAAUCAAAAUCCAGGAAUGUUGAUUGGCACUGUCACUGCUAUAGACCUUGAUAUUGGUCCCAACGGACAGAUUGUUUAUCAGCUUCUUCCAACCCACCCCCAGCCAGUGUUUCAUGGCUCUAAACCGGCAAGAGUUAUAGGCUUCGAGAUGUCUCCGAAUGGAACGCUUUAUUCAACACGAAGUUUCGACAGGGAGGCACAGUCACGAUACUGUCUAAAAAUCCAAGCCACCGAUCAAGCCCUGUCCAAACCUCUCUCCUCUACUUCGCAAGUCUGCGUCAAUAUACUGGACAUGAAUGACAAUGCUCCAGUUGUUCAGUCAAUCGAGGGACCGGAUACAAAUUCUUACUCCAUAAUGCGUCAAAUAAUUGCCUAUACCUACGGUGAGGCUCCCAUUCUACUAUGGGAGUAUGGGAGAAAACAGCCGACCCAAAACGCACCAAUCCCCGAAUUGAACGGCUUUGAUUCUUCAACGGACCUUUACAGAAGUGGCCUUGAUGAUGACGAAGGUCGACCCUUCUCCUUGACAUCAUUUGAUUUCCCAUUGCUACACAUCUCAACCAAUGAAGCGCCUGGUUAUUGCGUACUCCAUCUCGAGGCCAGCGAUGCUGACGAGGGCGAAAAUGCCGAAAUGAGAUUUUUCGUCGACACAAGAGCUAACUGCAGUUCAUCGUCAGAUGGGCUUGCUUCUUCAUCCCCUUCAAGCCUUUACAACGAGCCAGUAGAGCAGGAACCUGCGGCGAAAAGGUGCCGCGUAUUCAAGGACAACACCUUUAGAAUGGAUGAAAGGACAGGCAAACUCCUGCUGCUCCGUCGACUCACAAGCGAAGAAGCCGGAGAUUACUGUCUCAAGCUAGUUGUUGAAGAUAUGGGUCAGCCACCUCAGCGCACAGAGCAGGUAAGCUGA